Messenger RNA from Gryllus bimaculatus (two-spotted cricket), 1095 nucleotides. Lineage: Eukaryota; Metazoa; Arthropoda; Insecta; Orthoptera; Gryllidae. The record is from the annotation of a GenBank genome assembly.
AUGAGCGCGGAAACCCUCCCCACCUGCAACCCUGCUGCGCUGCGCGUGUGCAGGCUGGAGUGCCAGGAGUGCGGGCGCACGUUCGCGUGCAAGGACUCGCUCAACUACCACGUGCGCGGACACGGCGAGCGGCCCUACCGCUGCGGCGCCUGCCCGAAGGCGUUCCUUCAGCGCAGCGCGCUCGCGAACCACGAGCGCACCCACACGGGCGAGCGGCCCUUCCGCUGCACGCACUGCCCCAAGGCGUUCGCCCAGUCGUCCACGUGGCGGCAGCACGAGCGCGAGAACCACGCGGCGCCCGCCGACCGCCCGGCCUUCCCCUGCGGCCUCUGCGGCAAGACGUUCGGCCGGCGCAGCUCGCUCGACCGCCACAUGCUCACGCACACGGGCGAGCGGCCCUACCACUGCCCCUACUGCCCCAGGACGUUCGCGUGGCUGGGCAGCCUGACGGCGCACGAGCGCACGCACACGCCCGACGACCGCCCGUUCCCGUGCCCGCACUGCGGGCGCGCGUUCGCGCACCGCGGCGCGCGCGACAACCACGCGCGCACGCACACGGGCGAGAAGCCGUUCGCGUGCACGACGUGCGGCGCGCGCUUCACGCAGGCGGGCCACCUGCGCCAGCACGCGUCGACGCAUGCGCCGCGCGAGGCGCGCGCCUUCUGCUGCGUGCAGUGCGGCAAGCGGUUCGCGCGCAAGAGCGAGCUGGCGACGCACACGCGCACGCACACGGGCGAGCGGCCGUUCGCGUGCGCGCACUGCCCCAAGACGUCGCUGACCGCGCGCGAAGAGGCGCGGGCAGUGCGGCCCGACGCGGACACCGGCGAGGCGGGGUUCGCCGCCGCGGUCGUCAAGACCGAAGUCGCCGACUCGGACGAGUCGGACGAGCAGGAGAUCGUGGCGGAGUCGCUGGUCGUCAAGGCCGAGAGCCUCGACCCGGUCUGGGACGAUGACGACGACCUCGACGCAGAGGGCGCGGGGACGGGAGGCCCUGGCGAGGCAGAGAGCGCGGGGAUCGGUGAAAAGGCGAUUAAAACAGAACGUGAAGAGACUGAUGGGACAGAGGGAGAUCCGUCUUUUGUGACAGGGCUUUGA